UACAAAAGGUAUGCUACAUGAUAUACCACUCAUUAAUAAAGUUAAGUGCCAAGGACUUUUUUUGAGAAGCUAUAUUUGGAUAUUACGAUUUUGUCAUGAAUUUUCCAAACAAUAAAUGUCUCUAUCAGUAAUGGAUGCAUCAACAUUACCUAGGGUUAAUGACAAGGCCCUGGAAUUUGAAAUUAAUAUAAUAGAUGCACAGUUUAAUUUGGAAGGGAAAUAUUUCCUCAGAUUGUCUGUACAAAGUUUACAUACAAAGGAUUAUAGCAAGAUUCAAAUAAAAGAAAGCGGAGUUCCUUACUUUGAGAACCGAUAUGAAGGAGAGACAGACACUGUUAAACAGAAAGAAUCAACAGCCAUGGUCAAGUUUAGAGAAAAACAGUUUAUUUUUAGACUUCCAAUAGGCUUUUGUAUGAAUGAUAAAAAUCAUGAUGUACAUCUACUUGUGGAAGCAUUUACCAGACCAAAGAUUGGUGCAAAAGGUCGUAAAGUGGGAGAAGGAAAGUUUGCAAUAUACCCUCGUCCAAAUGCUCCCCGAAUUAAAGUAAAUGUUGAACCUGGAGAUGAUUUCUAUAAUUAUACAGACGUUAUGUCACUUUUGAGGACAGUUAGUACAGACAGUGUUCAGAUGCAUUGUGGGAGAAUCAGAUGUACUUAUGCUUUGAGGGAAGUUCUUACAGUAAAACCUAAGUCCCCUCCAAAGUCGCCCCCAAAGUCUCCUGUCAAAAAGCCUGUUCCAAAACAGAAAAGUCCAGAAUUACGUGAAAAAGAUGAUAAAAACAAAAGUAAUAGAUUAGAACCACCACCGACACAAAGAACAAUUACACCCACAGAUUCAUGGGGUGGGGAUAAUGUAUCUAUCAAUGUUCCAGCUACUCCACCAUUGCCACCACAGCUUGAAGGAAGAAAGAUGCAUUUGAAAAAGAUGCUUGUAGGAAUGAUUCCUGAAAACCCAUUACAAGACAAAGACAGGCAUAGUUUUGAGAUCAGUAAAAAUUACAGACAUGUAGCUCUCAAAGGAAAAGAACAAAUUGAUGUCAUACUCCAUGGUGCUAGCAAUUUACCCACUACUCCUGAUGGCCAGCUUCCUGUUCCAUUUGGUGUUGUAAAAAGUAAAACAGAUGAUGACAAAAAUGUGAAAACUGGUGCUACAACACACACAUCACUGAGACCUACAACUGCUCCAUCAUGGGAAGAACUAGUCACAGUGAAUUUUGAAGAAAGAUCAGCGACUGAUGAAGAAACUAUAUACAAUAGAUAUUUUGUAUUAACAAUAAUAGCAGCUGAUUAUCCUUCUAAAGAGAUGCUUGUUAAAUAUGAAAUACCAAUAUCAUACCUUCAGCCAUUCCAUCAGUAUCAUCUAGAGUUGGUCAAGCCUGUUAAAGGAAUUCCCAAUGGAGUGAGAACAUAUGCUACUAUCACCAGGAAAACAAUGCACCUACCCAAAGAUCCGUCUUCACCUGAUUAUCUGGCUUUAGAGGCUACUCUGAGAUCUGUACAGAAACCAUUACAGACAGCUAAAGGCCCAUUGAUUGCAGUAGCUAGAGUUAUUCCUGAUUACUAUAAUUACAAGAACAAUCAGCUACUUACUAACCCCAGAUCAGCUGGCGUCACUAUGAACAGUGUAACAUUCCCAAAUCCUCAUCCAUCAUCAUUUAGUGUUCCUCCUAGAAGUAUGCAUGGUUAUCCUCAGAUAAGCCUGCCAGGAAGACCUGAUGUACAGCCUGAAUGGAAUCAUCCUUACUUAUUCUGUGAAGAAAGAGACAAAGCAACAAUGUUUACACCUAGUGCAGCAUUAGUUCUAGAAUAUUAUGAAGCAAGUGCAGCUAUGUCGGAUCAGUUUUGGAAGAUGGUCAGUCCUGUUGGGUUUUCAGCUGUACCGUUAGACAAAGAUAUGUAUAAGGAACUCACCAACAACAGAGCUAAACAAGGAUUACGAAUAGAUGGAGUACCUAUUCAGUCAUCUAAGGAUAACAAAGGAACAGAAUAUGUAACAAUAGAAGGAAAACAGCCAACAGUAGGAAUGAUUCUCAGAUUAAUAACUACAAAUAAUCCAGAUAGUAUGGUGUCAACCAGUAAUGUGGAUAAUCUACCAGAACUGAACCUGUUCCCUGAACCUCAGGGAUAUUAUCGUACAACUAGUCCAGAUAUUAUGUUAAUAACACAUACAGAUGAUCCGACCAAUACAACUAUGCAGGACUAUUCACAGGAUAUUACUGUUGAUUCUCAGGUACUGAUGGAACCAGUUAUGGAACCAGUAGGACCUGCUUAUUAUCUACAGAAGAAAGUCAAAAGACCAAUGUCGCCUCCUUUGAUGUAUAGAGUAUACCAUUUAGCUAGAUAUGAUGAAAAUCAGCCCAUCAAAGAUGGAGAGAUGCCACCAUAUGAAGCUGUGGAAACUGUUUUACCAGAAUACCAGUACAUAUUUGUGGACCCAAAUAGUCAGACUGGACAAAGGACAACCCAGAGUCCAACAAUCCGAGUUAGACAUCAACCACCAGCAGACACCACAAUGCCUGGGGCCUAUGGUACCUCCAUAAGUGAAAGACAUCGAAGACCACCAGAUGAUUUAGAUAAAACCUCGUUAUCUGUUAUGGAUCAUCAAAUGAGAGAAUUGGAAAAUUACCGAUCGGCCGUUCAUAAAAUGGGCCAAGAUAUAUUAGCUCUCAGGGCACAGAUACAAGAGCUUGAGGCAAACAACAGUCAGUUACGUAGGGAUUUGGCAAAUUACAACGACGCAAGUAAACUGAUGAUUGAAUCGGCAGAACUUGAUGGCAUGACAAAGCCAGAAAUUAUGUCAAGAUAUGCUGGAUUGAAACAAACAUUACAUUCACAGACAAAUGAUGUGAAAGCUUAUAAAAUGAAAGUACAAGCUCUGCAGAAUGAACUUAUAAAGAAAAAUGAUGCCCAGAAGAACUAUUUACACAUGACACACCAGUUUAACAAACAGAAAGAACAGCUUCUUAGAAUGCAGGAGAAAAGUGCCAAAUGGAAGAAAGUGGAAGAAACAUGCCGUUCACAAGAAAAAGUUAUAGAAAAGAUGGAAAAGGUUCUAGAUAAACAACAUAGAGACAGAUCGAAAAAUCAGAAAGAUCAUGCUGGUCAGGAAGCAAAUGAAGCUUUAUUACAAGAAAAUAAACAUUUACGUACACAAAUAGAGGAUCUUAAAGAUCAGUUACGAGGUGCUGGUGGUCAGACAAAUACUGGAAAUGAUUCAGAUAAAUUUGAAAUGUAUCAAGCCUUGGAGAAGUCAGAAGCCAGGAUUGCCUCCCUUGAAAGACAGUUAGCAGAAAAUUCCAGAGCAUGGGGUAGAGAGAGAGCUGAUUUAAUGAUACGUCUCAAUGAGGCAGAGAAUGGAUUUGGUAGAGCUAAUGGAAUGGUCUUACAUGACUAUCCGGUACAUGGUAAUCUAUCUACCAGAAGGAGGAGCACUGUUUUAGGAAAACUUAUAAUAUAAAUUAAUGACAGCUUAAAGACUCAUAGAAGAAAUAGUCCCCGUUUAACUCCUCUAUAUCGGUAGUAUAUAGAACAGUCAAAACAUUUCCAGGAGCAUUUAGUCCUGUUGAUCAGGAUUUCAUCACAUGAGGUGCUCAACUCAUCAUUACUCAUCAUUUAUAAUACUGUUGUAGGACUGGUUGUGUCCAAACUUUUUUUUGAUUUACAAAUAUGUCUUCCAGGAUAUCACAUCUUUGUAAGGCACUGCCAGAUAUAGACAUUGGUUCCACAUGAUUUGUGUACAGCACUUUUUUAUGAGCAUUGAACAAUUACUUAAAAGUGAAACAUCAUUAAUUGACAACAAUGUCUAUUUGUAUUGUAAAUGAUGUUGGAAAUAUGCAAUAAUUAAGAUGUUAAAAGAAAACAUACUCAGUAGAUAAAAGAUAGAAAAUAUAAGCAUAGGGAAAGCUAAAGCUAAUACCUUAAAAUAGUUUAAACUGCUUCAGAUAAUAUUUUUGUCUUUUAGAAAUACAAAUUAUCCCUUAUGAUAAUGUAUUUGGAUCUGAGAAUUUAUAAGAUAAUAUGUACCAGUAUGUUGUCUUAUCACAGCUUUGUUCUCCUUGUCUAAAGUUCUUCUUAAAUUGAUCUUUCACAUUGCAAGAUGUGUUAUUAAAACAAAGGAUGUAUUUUUCAGGGAAAUUAGGUACUUAGCUAGUAACCUGAUUUUUUCAAGCAAAAAAAAAACUAUUUUUAAAUAUCUUUAAAAUUUAUAAAAAUUUAGAUUGCAAUAUUGAAGAGAAAGUAAAUUUAAAAUAAUGUAAAUUUGAAAAACAUUAUAAUAUUCAAUUUCUUUCAAAACUGGUUAAUUGUAUCCCUUAAAUAAAGAUCUUUGUUCUAAGUGACAUUUUUAAUUUCAUCAGACAGGUGACAUAUCAAGAUAUGGUAUAUACCUUGAAAUGUCACUGAAUGAAAAUUAGUAUAGUGCUUUUUUAUAGAAGCAUAUGUGAUACAUAACUGAAGACAUGCUGCUCUUUUCACACAAAAAAAUUCAACAAGUAAAAAUACUUUAACAUCUUACACAUUUCAGCAUAACUUUUGAUUAUUUAUAAUUGAAAGAUUUUUUGUGAAAAGAGCAGCAGAGUCGUAGAUAAUUAUAUUUACGAUAUAUUUAUUGUUAUUUUGUUAUAUUGAACUGUGAUACACUUAAGACUGUUAGAUAUUUAUAUUUUUGUUAAAAUAAAUUGAUGACAUAUAA
Mytilus californianus (California mussel) is the source of this 4690-nucleotide messenger RNA. RefSeq names its product coiled-coil domain-containing protein 33-like. NCBI's taxonomy places the organism in Eukaryota, Metazoa, Mollusca, Bivalvia, Mytilida, Mytilidae. The coding region runs from base 116 to 3457 and encodes 1113 amino acids. The transcript has 26 exons. The record is from RefSeq and is a predicted model, not a curated record. Gene Ontology annotation, cellular component: peroxisome.